Messenger RNA from Meloidogyne enterolobii, 797 nucleotides. NCBI's taxonomy places the organism in Eukaryota, Metazoa, Nematoda, Chromadorea, Rhabditida, Meloidogynidae. The record is from the annotation of a GenBank genome assembly.
UUUUAGGUACUGUAUUAACUCGAUUAACUGCUCUAAGGAAUCUAAAGAACUCGGAACAAGGUCCUAGUGAGCCAGCAAAAGAAAUGCCUCAAAUUUUCACCCCUUCGCUUUUGCUCAUGGGAUUUACUUUAAUUAUUUUGCUAAAUUACUGUACUACUCGAACGGAGGCCUACAGCAACAUGGCUUCUAUAGCUACGGGAACUGGAAGAAUUUUCCGACCGUCGCGUAGUGUACCGGAAAUGGGUGAAGAGGAAUAUCCACAAAAUGAUGCUAUUGGCUUCAUGAAACGUUCAAUGUCUUUGGGCCGCUUAGCUUUCCGCCCAGGCAAGAGGAGAUUUCAAGCGAUAACUGGAGCAUUUGCCCACGACCCUCUCAACCGUCGUUAUGAAUUUUUAUUUAUGGAUGACCCUUCCGAAGUCAAGGGGAUUUUGCCUGUUAAUGCAGGUGAUAUGGUAAACAGAAUGGAGGCUCAACAACAACAGCAUCAUCCGCAAAAGAUUAAUCACGUUCGGUUUAGCCUAGUCCCAGACAAAAUUGAAACGAUUGAUGGGGACGAUUUGGCAUUACAAGAGCAAAACCCUCUCGUGGAAUACUCAAUGGGCAAGAGAAGCAGUCUGGCCAGCGGUCGUAUAGGCUUCCGACCCGCAAAAAGGAGCAUGGCUGUUGGCCGAACAGGGUUUAGACCUGGCAAAAGAAGCAUCGCUACAGGUCGAAUUCGUUUUCGCCCUGGAAAGCGUUCGUUAGAGGCAAGUCAAAUAGAAGAGGUAGAUGAGCUGCCAAUCUCAUACCCAUUUUAA